This is a messenger RNA of Vigna unguiculata (cowpea), 1407 nucleotides long. RefSeq names its product putative RNA 3'-terminal phosphate cyclase-like protein. The record is from RefSeq and is a predicted model, not a curated record. Gene Ontology annotation, cellular component: nucleolus. Gene Ontology annotation, biological process: ribosome biogenesis; endonucleolytic cleavage of tricistronic rRNA transcript (SSU-rRNA, 5.8S rRNA, LSU-rRNA). Lineage: Eukaryota; Viridiplantae; Streptophyta; Magnoliopsida; Fabales; Fabaceae. Gene Ontology annotation, molecular function: RNA endonuclease activity.
GGCGGUGUAGGGUUUAUCGUCUUCUUUCUCCGUUCUGCAUCAAAAUCUGCAGCUUCAACUACGCAGGUGUUUGCAUAGAAUGGGGAAAACGGCGUACAAGAGGUUGCUGGGAAGCCAGAGCUUCCGGCAACGCCUUCUUCUCGCUACUCUCUCUUCGACUCCCAUUCUCAUCGAAGACAUUCGCGCCGACGAGACUUGGCCAGGUCUCCGCAACCACGAGAUUUCACUCCUCCGUCUCUUCGAAACUGUCUGCGAUGAUUGCCACGUAGAAAUCAACGAAACUGGUACCAAAUUAAAGUACAAACCUGGAACUAUCAUCGGUGGCAGGCAACACCGUGCGCACGAUUGUGGCGUCUCGCGCUCCAUUGGCUAUUUUCUGGAGCCACUCGUUGUGCUGUGUUUGUUUGCCAAACAGCCCCUCACGAUUAGGCUCAAAGGAAUUACUAAUGAUUCUAAGGAUCCAUCGGUUGAUACCUUCAAGUCUACUGCUUUACCCAUAUUGAAGCGCUUUGGAGUUCCCUCUGAAGGCUUGGAGCUUAAAAUAGAGAGUCGUGGAUUACCUCCCAAUGGUGGUGGCGAAGUUGUUUUAUCACUUCCUGUUGUUCAGAGUCUAUCUGCUGUUAGUUGGAUUGAUGAAGGUUUUGUGAAGAAAAUUAGAGGAACUACAUUUUCAACCAGGGUGUCCGUUCAGUUUGAAAAUAGCAUGAUUAAAGCUACUCGUGGAAUCAUCAAUCCUUUGGUUUCUGAUGUGCACAUUUUCUCUGAUCACAGAUCAGGUCCUCAGGCUGGAAAUUCUCCUGGCUAUGGGAUUUCGCUUGUUGCGGAAACUACUUCUGGUUGCUUCAUCUCUGCAGACACUGCUGUUUCUCAUUCCAGGGAUGAUGAUACUUCCAGCCUUGCAGAUGACUCAAAAAAAGACCUGAUGCCUCCAGAGGAUAUUGGUGUGGGGACUACCAAUGCUUUACUUGGUGAGAUAGCUCAAAGUGGAGUGGUAGAUUCAACACAUCAGGGCUUGCUAUUUCUUCUUUGUGCACUGUGCCCUCAAGAUGUUUCAAAGGUUCGCGUUGGAAAACUUUCCCAGUACGGGGUUCAAACUCUUAGAAACAUAAGGGAUUUUCUAAAUUUGAAGUUCAUUAUCAAACCAGAGCCGAACUCACAGUCAGUUUUUCUCAAGUGUGUUGGUUAUGGCAUGAAGAACCUUUCUCGAAAGGUAUCAUAAGGCGCGUUCAACAGUGUUAUAAAUCCAAAAUACAAGUCUGAAAGAAUUGUAAUUUUGAAGCUACUGCUACUUUGACACAUGGAAAAGGUCUCAGCAGCAGCUUCAAUAUGUAAUAUUAUGCCAGUGAUCAUGAUGUACCCUUCUCCCGAAUGAAUUAACAGGUGAAAUUCAGAUUCAAUUGUAACCCA